UGAGGCCAUGAGUGCCUAUGCUGCGCCGAUGACCACUCUUAAUUUAACAAAUCAGACCAUCCUUCCCCAAAGCAAGACAGAAAAAGGUCAGAUCAUCCUGGGUCAACUAAGCAAUCAGAUCUCCCUUCAGGUUUCUUCUCUACCAAGUUCCUUAAGAGCAAGGCAUGGACUGAUCCUAGUGCACGAGAAACUUAAACAAAUGGCCACAGGCACUACCCACCUCCCAGUGGCAUCUCUAUAUAUUGCGACACAUCACGACCCAACAAUCCAAUCAAAUUAGCCCCCCUUGCACUGUCUUCUAGCGCCUUUUUCCCCCUCCCAGUACUCCACUUCUCAAGAGAGCAAUGGUUCUUGGAGCGUUGAUAAGUCCAGCCUCAUUGCGAUGGAGCUUCCUGAUAUGCGGUACCCUGGGCUUUGUGCUUCUCUGGCAGGCUGCCGCCCGGCUGCUAGACCGGCUGUGGUGGCACCCCCGGCGGCAUGAGCGUGCCUUGCGUGCCCAGGGUCUUCGCGGCACUCCGUACCGUUUCCUCGUCGGCGACGUCAAUGCCUAUGAGCGGCAGAACAAGGAGGCGCGAUCAAGGCCGAUGCCGCUGCGCUGCCACGACAUUGCCCCCCACGUCGCGCCGUUCCUCCACAACGCCGUCCGGGAGCACGGCAAGACGUGCAUAUCUUGGUUUGGUCCCUUCCCCAAGGUGACCAUCAGCGACCCUGACGUGACCAAGGAAGUAAUGUCCAACAAGUUCGGCCACUUCGAGAAGCUCAAGUUCCCGGCAUUGUCCAGGCUGCUUGCCGAAGGCGUGGCGACAUACGAGGGUGAGAAAUGGGUCAAGCAUAGGAGGAUCCUCAACCCCGCGUUCCAUCUCGAGAAGCUCAAGCUCAUGCUGCCAGCGGUUUCCACGAGCUGCGAAGAGCUUGUGAGUAGAUGGACGCAGUCCCUUGGUUCAGACGGUACGUAUGAGGUGGAUGUGUGCCCGGAGUUCCAGAACCUCACUGGAGAUGUCAUUUCUCGCACAGCAUUCGGAAGUAGCUACCUUGAAGGUAGCAGGAUUUUCCAGCUGCAAUCCGAGCAAGCUGAGCGCCUUCUAGCCAGCGUUAAGAAGAUUAUCAUCCCCGGUUACAUGUCCUUGCCUACCAGAAACAACAGAAGGAUGCAUCAAAUUAAUAACGAGAUCGAAUCCAUUCUACAUGAUCUAGUUGGAAAAAGGAUGCAAGCUAUGCAAGAAGGAGAAAGUACCAAAUAUGACUUACUUGGCUUGAUGCUUGAGUCGAACAUGAGGGACACAGACGAGAAUGGCCAAUCCAUCUCAGGAAUGACUAUUAAAGAAGUCGUGGAGGAGUGCAAGCUGUUCUAUUUUGCAGGAACAGAAACGACAUCAAUAUUACUCACAUGGACAAUGAUCGUACUAAGUAUGCACCCGGAGUGGCAGGACCGUGCAAGGGAGGAGGUCCUCAGCAUAUUUGGAAAGAGCAAACUUGAGUACGAGGGUAUUAGCCGACUCAAAACCAUGACCAUGAUUCUUUACGAGGUUCUCCGUUUGUAUCCACCGGCUGUCGCGUUCGUGCGAAAAACAUACAAGGAGAUCGAGAUUGGAGGCAUCACGUACCCUGCUGGGGUUCUCAUCGAGCUUCCGGUGUUGCUUAUCCACCAUGACUCGGACAUAUGGGGAAGCGACGUGCAUGAGUUCAAGCCAGAUAGGUUCGCCCAGGGGAUCUCCAAGGCGUCCAAGAAUCCAGGUGCAUUCCUUCCUUUCGGAUGGGGGCCAAGGAUCUGCAUCGGCCAACAAUUCGCGUUGCUUGAGGCCAAGAUGGCGUUGUGCAUGAUACUUCAACAUUUUGAGUUUGAACUUUCGCCAUCAUACACACAUGCACCACAUAAUGGGAAAUUGCUGCGUCCAUGGCACGGUGCGCAAAUUAAGCUCAGGGCAAUGUGAUAAUUUUAUCAUCAACACGGAUGCACUUCAGGGCCACUAUUGUCAUUUAUACCUGACUAUCUAAUAAGGCAAUAAAAGUCCGAUGGGUUUGGUCUUUCAUGAUGAUCAACCGUUUUACUCUA
Molecule: messenger RNA, 2053 nt
Organism: Brachypodium distachyon (stiff brome)
Lineage: Eukaryota; Viridiplantae; Streptophyta; Magnoliopsida; Poales; Poaceae
Product: cytochrome P450 72A15
Exons: 4
Coding region: 345-1931 (528 amino acids)
Molecular function (GO): monooxygenase activity; oxidoreductase activity, acting on paired donors, with incorporation or reduction of molecular oxygen; heme binding
Source: RefSeq, a predicted model, not a curated record